Messenger RNA from Vicia villosa (hairy vetch), 1256 nucleotides. RefSeq names its product dynein light chain 1, cytoplasmic-like. The transcript has 3 exons. Gene Ontology annotation, molecular function: dynein light intermediate chain binding; dynein intermediate chain binding. NCBI's taxonomy places the organism in Eukaryota, Viridiplantae, Streptophyta, Magnoliopsida, Fabales, Fabaceae. Gene Ontology annotation, biological process: microtubule-based process. Gene Ontology annotation, cellular component: dynein complex. The record is from RefSeq and is a predicted model, not a curated record. Bases 695 to 1108 code for a protein of 137 amino acids.
AUUAUAGUUGCAGUAUAAACAAAUGAUAUGCAACUCUAUAUAUAAAGUUAUUUGGUUAUUAACUGUGAACUUGGUUUUCUUAUAGCAAAGAGACUUUACCUGGUGGGUUGGCAGUAAACCGAAAAAGAGCUGAGAGAGGCCUUUCACAGUUGAAGAUUGAAGUUGUAGACUUGGUCUCUGGAGAUUCAAAAGAGACUAAGCUGAGUUCAUCAAUGUUGCGAAAGCUUGAGGUUGAAAAAUGCCCAAAAACAAAGUACAGUACCAGACAUAGUAGUAACAAAGAUUUGUUGACAAUUAUAAAAACAAAGACCGAAUCUAAGAUGUCCGUUAAAGCAACUAAUAGAUGUCCAAAUUCACAUUCUUUAGAAAAAAAUUAACAUUGGAAUGAUGAUCAUGGAGGGGGUAGAGUGAGGGAUUUUGCACAUUAUACUGGAGAUGAAUAUUACUUCCUAGUAGUAGUAAUGGGUGCUUAAUUAGUAAUGCUUUAAUAGAGAUGUAACCACUUAGGUAACUUCUCUCUCUUUUUGUGUACCUUUUCUUUUGUUUCUCUUGGGCCCUUUCCUUUUCCGUAGGCAACAGAGUACAAAAGAUGUUUGCCAUUUCCAUAAAGCAUAUUUAUUAAUGUUGUUACAACAAUUAAUCUUAAAAGCCACAUUGCAACUUGCAAGCAGUGCAACAAAAAACUGUUCCAUCCAUGGAAGGUGCAGAGGAAGAACUAGAGAAAAGAAGCAAGUUUCUGAAAAGUUUAAUACACAAGAAGAAAACCGACGAACAAUCAGAGCAACAUGAACAUUUCAACAAUAAUGUAAGAGUCAAAGCUUGUGACAUGCCUGUCAUGUUGCAGAACCAUGCAUUUCGUUUUGCACUUGAUCUCUUGGAUUCUAUGCCAUCAAAGAAUCUUGACAGUAAACGUCUCGCUCUUACCCUUAAGAAGGAAUUUGAUUCUACUUAUGGUCCAGCUUGGCAUUGCAUUGUAGGUACUAGCUUUGGUUCUUAUGUCACUCAUUCUGUAGGUGGUUUUUUGUAUUUUUCCAUUGACAAAGUUCAUAUCCUUCUCUUCAAGACUGCUGUUGAACAAUUGGACCAUUCAAAACUUCCACAUGUUUGAUCUUAUAUUGUAUGCACAUUCAUGAGUUUGUUGUGACUAGCAAUACAAUAUUCUUCACUUUAGCUUUAAAAAUGCUAGUUGAUAGUUGCUUUAUUAUUAAACAAAUGAUUGUUUUAUGAAGAAUGGUGAUAUCUGAUGAUAUGAAAGA